Messenger RNA from Cooperia oncophora, 1248 nucleotides. NCBI's taxonomy places the organism in Eukaryota, Metazoa, Nematoda, Chromadorea, Rhabditida, Trichostrongylidae. The record is from the annotation of a GenBank genome assembly.
AUGCGAAUUCUCAUAGGCACGGCAGCAACAACCAAACUAGCAAGUGGCUUCGAAAAUGACUUGACUCUCACACUAGAAGCCCUUCACCAACAAGUCGACCUGGCAGCAAUCCUUCAAGAAGACUGGAAUCACUGUAAAGGGGACGAACAUUAUGUGCUGGGCGGAGCUGGCGAACAAGUUCUCCGCAUACUCAGAUUACUCCGCACAGCCGAACAAACAGCUGAAAAAAUCGCGAAGCUUGUAACGCGAUACACCCUCCUGGAUCGACUUUUCGAGGAACAAGUCGUGAUUGGAAGGCUGAAUUCCAUCCAUCGACAUGCAUGGCUCAAUCGGAAACAUCGAUUUGAAGUGGACUCAAGGAAAGUGCUCGAUUGGGCGCAGUUAAGAUCAGCCCUACUCAGGCGUCUCAUUGAGGAGCUCGAGAAAGAGUUGAGGAAAACAGAGAACCGGUAUGACAAUGUCACGACCAUAGAGAACCAGCACGCUUUCCAGAGGCACCAACUACCACAAGUGCUCCGAAAAGGCAUGGCUGCCGAAAAGAAAACAUCAGCCAAGGAGAUAACCGAACUCCAGGAGAAAAUGAAGAAACAGGAGGAAGAAAUGGAGCUCCUGAAGCAGACGCUUCUAUCAAUAAAAGCACAAACCGAAGCUGCGAGCUCUACUGAGCUUACCGUGACCGUGGACCCAGCGGAAAAAACAAGGAGGACUGUGAGAAGUGAGGAAGUACCAGUAAAUGAUCAGGAGUACUUCGAGAAAAUGGUCCGCGAAGUCCAAGGAGAGGAGGAACAACAGGGAUCUGAGCGGGUUCACGAAGAAGUUGAGCAACAGGAAAAUGAGCAAAAAGCACGGGAAACAAAACCUGUCGAAGAACUGCACGGACGUGGUCAGCAACUACAGCGCACACGUCGGCGUCAAGCGUCCUCUGGAGAUCGGCGAUUGGGGCACUAUCCAGGUUCCACUAAACAUCAACGACGAGUCCGUAGCCCUGAGAAAUUCGAUAAUCUACGACGAGUCAGGCGUUCCGUCUCCUUUGAAGAUCGAAUCAAGGCGUUGCGCAAACAAGCGGACAAAUUCGAACAAGUUCUACAUACGAGAUCGUUUCACGGAAAGGACUGUGCAAGCACUGUCUCGGCUCGUGCUUACCGCUUCAAUGCAAGUUCAACCCCAGGAGUUGCUGGUAUUGCGAGAAAAUACGCGGCACGUGUGAUUGAGGUAUUUCGAUACGAAGGGACGAAGGACAUCAGUUAG